Messenger RNA from Aphidius gifuensis, 1681 nucleotides. Its product is annotated as E3 ubiquitin-protein ligase lubel-like. Gene Ontology annotation, cellular component: LUBAC complex. The coding region runs from base 126 to 1580 and encodes 484 amino acids. Gene Ontology annotation, biological process: protein linear polyubiquitination. The transcript has 8 exons. NCBI's taxonomy places the organism in Eukaryota, Metazoa, Arthropoda, Insecta, Hymenoptera, Braconidae. Gene Ontology annotation, molecular function: zinc ion binding; linear polyubiquitin binding; ubiquitin protein ligase activity. The record is from RefSeq and is a predicted model, not a curated record.
CACAAUUAUAUAAAAAAAAAACAAUCAAUAUAAAUUCAACAAAUAUUCCAAUAAAAAAAAAUGAAAAACAAAAAUAUCCUAUAAACAAAUUACAACGUAUUAACAAUACAAAUGUUGCAACAACAAUGAAUUCAAUAAAAUCAAAAAUAAUGAAUACUAAAAAUAUAAAAUAUCAAGAAAAUGUUAAUUAUUAUUUGGGUCAUGUCACACAAACACGACCACAAUUAUCAAUGAUGAAAAAAAAAAAUCAAGCACUAAAAUUUCAUUCAAUUAUUAAGGAUCAUGAACAUGAUAAAAUAGCUGAAAAAAAAAUUCCAGUGUAUAAAAAAUUAUUGGAUAAAAAUUUGGAGGAAAUUUCACAAAAAUUGGAUGAAAAUAAACAUGAAAUAACAAGUGAAAUGAUAAGCAUUGAAUUUAAUAAAGAUGAAGAGUUAAAUGCUGCACAAGAAUACUACAGAGCUGAAUCAAUUUCUUUGCUUAAACAAUAUUGUGAAAUUUGUGCUGGAUACUUUGUCGCUAGCCAGAUGGUUUCAAUGUUUAAAUGUACACAUCACUGUUGUAAUGAUUGUGCAAAAAAUUAUUUUACAAUUCAAGUUACUGAAAAAAUAAUAACUGAUGUUGUUUGUCCAUUUUGUAAAGAACCAGAUUUAACAGAUGCAAAUGAAGAUGAUAUACUUGAAUAUUUUAGUAUACUUGAUAUUCAAUUAAAAUCAUUUUUAGAUCCACCAAUUCAUGAAUUAUUUCAACGUAAAUUAAGAGAUAGAACUUUAAUGCAAGAUCCAAAUUUUAAAUGGUGUGCUCAGUGUUCAAGUGGAUAUUAUGUGACUCCUAAUCAACAACAACUAGUCUGUCCUGAUUGUCGUUCUGUUACAUGUGCAUUGUGUCAUAAAUUGUGGGAGAAGCAGCAUGAAAAUUCAACAUGUGAAGAAUUUGCUGAAUGGAAAGAAGAAAAUGAUCCUGAUAAACAAGCUGCUGGUUUAGCAAAACAUUUAGCUGAAAAUGGUAUCAAUUGUCCAAAAUGUAAUUUUUGGUAUUCACUAUCACGUGGAGGAUGCAUGCAUUUUACAUGUAAUCAGUGUAAAUUUGAAUUUUGCUGUAGUUGUGGUGAAGCAUUUAUGUUGGGUGCAAAAUGUUCAGUAGGUCCAUACUGUUCAAAAUUAGGUUUACAUGCACAUCAUCCACGUAAUUGUUUAUUUUAUUUACGUGAUAAAGAACCAGAAUUAUUACAAGAACUACUUAAAAAUAAUGGAAUUGAAUAUAAAACUGAAAAUUUAACUGAUGAUUAUAAAUGUCAAGUUCAAUUACAAAAAGAAACAGCAAAUGGUGUUAUUGAUACUGUUUGUAAUUCUGAUGUUGUUAUUAAUUACGCUGGACUUUGUAGGCAGCAUUACAUUGAAUACUUGGCAAGUAUUAUACAAGAUGCUAAAUUGGAUCCAAUCGAAAUUUUUGAUAUAAAUGAAGUGAAACAAGAAUUGCGCCGAAGGGGAAAAGUUCUGCCUUGUAUAUCAAAUGAAAUGUCUGAUCAGGAUUAUCUCAAAUUUUGUAUCAAGGUUGUACAACAAGAAAUCCCAUUGCAAUAAAAAAAAAAUCUUUAUGUAUGUUUAUAAACACAUAAUACUUGAUGCCAUUUAUCAAAAGUUAAUUUGUAAAUUGUUGCUAAAAAGGCAAAGCCUUAUGACCA